Messenger RNA from Colossoma macropomum (tambaqui), 2602 nucleotides. RefSeq names its product zinc finger protein 239-like. Lineage: Eukaryota; Metazoa; Chordata; Actinopteri; Characiformes; Serrasalmidae. The transcript is spliced from 2 exons. The record is from RefSeq and is a predicted model, not a curated record. Gene Ontology annotation, biological process: regulation of transcription by RNA polymerase II. Bases 172 to 1104 code for a protein of 310 amino acids. Gene Ontology annotation, molecular function: DNA-binding transcription factor activity; RNA polymerase II cis-regulatory region sequence-specific DNA binding.
CUGCGUUGAGGUGGAGAAGCAGAAGAUUGGGUUCUGGUCAAUAGUCCACACGCUCAGACAGUGUUGUUGGAGGUACAGAAACCAGAGCUGAACCAUUAAAGAAAUGAAUGAUGCCCUGUUUCAAGACUUGUCCUGCACUUUCCUGCCCAGCUUAAAUAUGCUUCUGUGAACAUGUCAGGACAUUUCGCCAAGAGGGACGUUGAGCUUCUGAAACAGGUUAAAUAUAAAAAUAUGGCAUCCACAGGACAUUGUGGUACUCAGCAAACGUCGUCUGGUACCCUCCACAUGAACACAUCUCAGCAACAAACACAGAUAUGCAGCAAGGAGAGAACUCACUGCUGCAUGGAGUGUGGAAGGAGUUUUAGUCUAAAGAGUAAUCUCAAAAGACACCAGCGCAUUCACACAGGAGAGAAGCCGUAUCACUGCUCAGAAUGCGGAAAGAGUUUUACUAAUCAGAGUCAUUUUAAAGCACACCAGCACAUUCACACAGGUGAGAAGCCCUAUUCCUGUUUAGAAUGUGGAAAGAGUUUUACUGUACAGAGUAAUCUUAAAAAACACCAGCGCAUUCACACAGGAGAGAAACCGUAUCACUGCUCAGAGUGUGGAAAAAGUUUUACUGAGCAGAGUCAUCUGAAAAUACACCAGCGCUUUCACACAGGAGAGAAACCGUAUUACUGCUCGGAGUGUGGGAAGAGUUUUACUGUAGGGAGUCAUCUCCAAGACCACCACCGCAUUCACACAGGAGAGAAGCCGUAUCACUGCACAGAGUGUGGGAAGAGUUUUAAUCGUAAGACUACUCUGAACGAGCACAAGCGCAUUCACACAGGAGAGAAGCCGUAUCGCUGCUUAGAGUGUGGGAAAAGUUUUACUGUACUGAAUCAUCUCAAAAUACACCUGCGCUUUCACACAGGAGAGAAGCCAUAUCACUGCUCAGAGUGUGGGAAGAGUUUUGCUGUACAGAGUCAUCUCCAUCAACACCACCGUGUUCACACAAAAGAGAAGCCGUAUCACUGCUCAGAGUGUGGGCAGAGUUUUAAUGUACAGAGUAAUCUCCAACGACACCAACGCAUUCACAUAGGAGAGAAGCCGCAUCACUGCUCAUAGUGUGUGAAGAGUUUCAGCCAUUCAACGACUGUGAAGACGCACAAGUGCACCAAAAGCAGUGGGGGGAAAUAGGCAGCAAUGAGUGCAACAUUAAUACAUUCGGGGAGUAAAAGUCACCAGGGAAUAGUUUACAGUCCAGAUUUCAAAGCCAGAAUAACUGUUUCAAACUGUUUUUAGGGGAAACCACCUACUUUUGCUUUAGACUGUUUUUAAAACAUGAAUAUAAACUGAAAUAUUUAACAUGCUGAACACCAAGCCUACAGCUCAUACCCCCAAUGAGACGUUGUGGUACUUCAGAUUCUCCUCAAAAUGCAAAUUUCAUUUAUGUGUUGAAAACACUUAAGAUGUGCCACAUUCAGUAAACUGUUGUUUGCUUUCUAAUUAAGUAUUUCUAAGCUAAUUAAGUGUUUCAGAUGCAAUAUCUGAUGUUUUGAAAACAUUUUUCAGUGUGCUUCGCUCCUUUUUUGAUUUCCACACAUUAAUUAGUUGAUGCUUGUUGUUAUGAAGGUGCCACUUUUGUCUUUCCUUUUAAUGUUUUCUGAAUGUUGUAUGUUGAGUAUUCUUGUUGAGGACUAAUGAAGAAGAUAUGACCCUGAACACCGUAACAGUGAAGUUUUUGUAGUGCUGGACAGAAAUUAAAAGCUUUAUAAAGGAGACAGAGGAGUAAGAAAAACAUCAAGAAAUCGUACAGGUGACCUCUUCUCAGUUCUAUGCCUCAAAGUCACAUUAAGACCAAAUUAUAGCUCAUGAACUGUGCUCUUUUCAAGAGAUAUUAAGGACCAUUGACGUUUUUGUGAUCCUGGGAGAAUGAUUGUUCCUUGAGAAAGACCCUGUGAGAUGAAAUUAGGGUCUUUAAGCCCAUCUUCAAUCCAUCAUACCCAACAUGGCAGCAGCUGAUUGUUUGAACUGGAUAUCUCCGUCAUGGUAGAACUGGGCGAAAGGUGACCAUUUCGGGAUGUUCAAGGCUUUAGGCCUCACUGAGAGCAACUCUUGCUGACAUCAUUAGAAUGUGCACAAGGGACACUUUCUUUGUUGACUGAAUCUCACAAAUGACACUGUAUUUAGUUCUGUUCCUGAAUCCAAUCCAAGCCUGCAUUAUAGUAUUUUCAGUAUGUUUAUGUAAUUCUGUAUAUAGAUUGUCUAAUUUACGUUUAACUUGCAUAAAGAUAUAACCACUUUGACUAAGUCUGUAUUAGGUGGGAAAGACGCCUGUGGGUGCUCUCACAACUCUCUCACUCCCUCGCUCACUCUCUGUUUUUUAGCCUGCUAAUGUGAACAUGCUGUCUUCUUGAGAUUGAUUUUAAACCAUUUUAUCUAUGUUUAGUCUUUUAAUAAUGUUCUUUUACAUGUUUCUGUAAUACUGAAAAAAAUGUUUUUCCUGUUAAAUUUACAAUCUGUUCUUCUUUUGAAAUUCAUUAUAUUGUCUCCUCUUUAGUGUUUGGGGUAUAUUGCAUCAAAGAAAUUAAAUAGGAGUGUUUUUUAUACAUCUCUGAAUUUU